Mercurialis annua (annual mercury) is the source of this 801-nucleotide messenger RNA. RefSeq names its product SKP1-like protein 1A. The record is from RefSeq and is a predicted model, not a curated record. Gene Ontology annotation, biological process: SCF-dependent proteasomal ubiquitin-dependent protein catabolic process. The coding region runs from base 123 to 596 and encodes 157 amino acids. Gene Ontology annotation, cellular component: cytoplasm; nucleus. The transcript is spliced from 2 exons. NCBI's taxonomy places the organism in Eukaryota, Viridiplantae, Streptophyta, Magnoliopsida, Malpighiales, Euphorbiaceae. Gene Ontology annotation, molecular function: cullin family protein binding.
UUAUAUAUGUCCCCGACGCCUACCUCUCUCUCUUCUCCUGUUGACGUAAAAUCAGGCCCUUAUCUUUGUUGAGAAGCAAAAAUUAUCAAGGGUUUCUCAACAACUGAAUCAAUCGCAAAACGAUGUCGAGUGGAAAGAAAAUAACCCUAAAAAGUUCCGACGGAGAGACUUUCGAGGUGGAGGAGGUGGUGGCGCUGGAAUCGCAGACGAUUAAGCACAUGAUAGAGGACGACUGCGCCGAUAGUGGCAUCCCUCUGCCGAACGUCACGAGUAAGAUCUUAUCUAAGGUUAUUGAGUACUGCAAGAAGCAUGUCGAGACCCCUAAAUCUGAAGAUCGCCCUUCUACUGUUGAUGAUGACCUUAAGGCUUGGGACGCUGAGUUCGUCAAAGUGGAUCAGGCCACUCUUUUCGAUCUCAUCCUGGCUGCCAAUUAUCUGAACAUCAAGAGCUUGCUGGAUCUAACUUGUCAGACAGUUGCUGACAUGAUCAAGGGAAAAACUCCAGAAGAAAUUCGGAAGACUUUUAACAUUAAGAAUGACUUCACCCCUGAAGAAGAGGAGGAAGUUCGCAGGGAGAACCAGUGGGCCUUCGAGUAAAAGGUCAGGAAAGAGUGUCUGUAUUGCUAGUUUCCUUCUGUUGGAAAAUGAAUGUCAAAGGACUACUGCCCUCCAAUCAAUUGUUAGUUUACUACUCCAUUCCUUAUCGAAACAAAUUACCGACUCUAAAUUCUGCUUGUAACCCUUUAAUUAUGUUAAUAUGGUAUAUACUAUCCAUUUAUGAAGACUUUGUGCUUAAAUCUUA